Geodia barretti is the source of this 419-nucleotide messenger RNA. The record is from the annotation of a GenBank genome assembly. Lineage: Eukaryota; Metazoa; Porifera; Demospongiae; Tetractinellida; Geodiidae.
GGUUUGCGACCCGCCGUGUUGUUCGGCGGGAAUCAGGGCAAAAAUCCCCGCGAAGGCGGGGACAAGUUUUGCCAGAGACCGGCAAGCAUGGCUCAACGGACGGGCGGAUUCAGGGUGAACGGUACUCCAUGGACCCCAAAGCACUAACAACCACCGACUGGCACAACAUUCACCUCUUUCUGCAGUGGUUCUGGAUAUAUUUCCCACUGGUAGUCACGUUUGCCAUGACCAUGCUCACCGCGCACGCCCUUAUCCCAUCUGUGGUAAGCACAGGGCACCUUCCGGCCAGUGCCGCAAAGCUCCGGCUUCCGCUGACAUUGUUCGCCCUCCUGAUAGGAGCCGCUACAAUCGUCAUCCUGAUUAUCGGGAUCAACCAGACUCUUGAUGUAAGGAACUUCUGGAGCCGGCUGCUGAUCUAA